Mustela lutreola (European mink) is the source of this 1692-nucleotide messenger RNA. RefSeq names its product transmembrane protein 59 like (gene TMEM59L). The transcript has 8 exons. The record is from RefSeq and is a predicted model, not a curated record. NCBI's taxonomy places the organism in Eukaryota, Metazoa, Chordata, Mammalia, Carnivora, Mustelidae. The coding region runs from base 114 to 1169 and encodes 351 amino acids.
CCCAGGCUGCCUCGCUCGGGUGACGUCAGCGACCCGGUCCCCGCCGCCGCCGCUGCAUCCUCGGUGCCUGCCAGGAGCCGGCGUCCCCCGAGCCCCUCGCUCCGGGCACGGCCAUGGCUUUGGUCUCACUGAUGCCGCCGCUGCUGCUGCUGCUGUUGCUGCAGCCUCCACCUGCCAUCCCCGCUCCGCCCGCCCGCGACCCCUUCGCCCCGCAGCUCGGGGAUACGCAGAGCUGCCAGCUGCGGUGCCGCGACCGAUAUCCUGGUCCGCAGCUCUCGCAGGCAGAGCUGGAGGAGGGGGACCCUUCUGAGUCCCCCAAUGAGUAUGACAGGGCUGUCCUGAUCAGUGCUUGUGAGCGCGGCUGCCGCCUCUUCUCCAUCUGCCGAUUUGUGGCAAGGAGCUCCAAGCCUAACGCCACCCAGACUGAGUGUGAAGCAGCGUGUGUGGAGGCCUAUGUGAAGGAGACAGAGCAGCAGGCCUGCAGCGAGGGCUGCUGGAGUCAGAACCCGGAGCCGGAGCCUGAACCUGAGCCUGAACCAGAACAGAAGAGAAAGGUCCUGGAAGCUCCAAGUGGAGCUCUUUCGCUCUUGGACUUGUUUUCCACCCUCUGCAAUGACCUUGUCAACUCAGCCCAAGGCUUUGUCUCCUCCACCUGGACGUACUACCUGCAGACCGACAACGGGAAGGUGGUGGUGUUCCAGACCCAGCCUGUGGUAGAGAGCCUGGGGCACGAGGGAGCCCGUCUGCAACGAGUAGAGGUGACCUGGCGGGGAUCCCACCCUGAGGCCUUGGAGGUGCACGUGGACCCCGUAGGCCCCUUGGACAAGGUAAGGAAGGCCAAGAUUCGAGUCAAGACCAGCAGUAAGGCCAAGGUGGAAUCUGAUGAGCUGCAGGACAACGACUUCCUCAGUUGCAUGUCCCGGCGCUCGGGGCUCCCUCGCUGGAUCCUGGCCUGCUGCCUCUUCCUUUCCGUGCUGGUGAUGCUGUGGCUGAGCUGCUCCACACUGGUGACCGCACCUGGCCAGCACCUCAAGUUCCAGCCCCUGACCCUGGAGCAGCACAAGGGCUUCAUGGUAGAGCCAGACUGGCCCCUCUAUCCUCCCCCGUCGCAUGCCUUUGGGGACAGCCCCCCACCCUACAAGCUGAAGCUGGACCUGACCAAGCUGUAGGUCUUGAUUGGCCCGUGCAUCGCCCAGUGCAGGGGCUCCUUGGGCCUCGUUUGUCCUGUGCCCAGGAGUCCAAGUCAGGGUAGGACCAUCCUUGGGCUCCUCCACUCCCCCAUCCUUCUUCUUUCUCCAGUCCCACUCCUUGCCCCUCUGAGUCCUGGGAUCGCCAUGCCCCCAUAGGGCGGGGGGGGAGGGCGGGAUCUGGCCUUGGUCCCUCCUUGCUCUCCCCUUCCCCAGAGCUUUCUACUUUUGCCUUCUAUCUUGUAGCUUCUUGAGUAUUCAAUCCCCAGUUCUGUGCUUCCUCCCUCCCGCCUCCUUUCUCCCUUGGAGGGUGGGGGCUGAGGGCACAGGGGAACCACCCUGUGCUAGGGCACCCUCCUUUCCCCCACCUCACCUCCAGAGAUCCAGUCCUAAGAGAAGAGGCCCCUGCGAGAGUUGGUGGUGGGCAGGUCGAAGCUGGGAGGGCGGCUGAGGCUGGGUUUGCAACAUGGGGGUCGGGAGGAAUAAACCAUGUAUAUAAAAGAUA